AACUUCCUUCAGGACAGUCUCAUUCGGGUCAGCGCCCUUCAAAACCUGGAAACACCUGGUGCUCAGGAUCUGCUGGAGUUUACCAUCAGAGAUCUGCAGCGGUUGGGGGAGCUGCAGACGGAGUUGGCUGGAUCUGCAGAUUUCUGUGCCACAUACCUGCACUGCCAGCUGUUGCUUACCAAAGCACUUCAGGAGAAGUUAUGGACCAUGGCUGUGCCGCUUUGUCUUAAACAGAACGCCAAAGUUUCAACAGCCGCUCGACAGAUCCUGGAUGAGACCUAUAAGCUGGAGUUCUUGUACAGCGGUCUGGAGACGCAGCAGAUCGCCACUUUUCACAACGUCCGGCUGCAGGCGAAAGCGUUACAGCUCAUCCUGACGGCCCGAUCCAAACGAGGGGUUGACUGUGUUCUUGGUGUUUGUGAGAAGUUCCUGCAGGAUGUGGAGUCAUUUCAGAGACUCUUCAUGACCGAGUUGCCCCAUUUCCAGGACAGUUUUGUGGAGAAACUCCUGGAGUUGAUGCCCAGGCUGACGGCCUGCAAGCCUCUAGAUCUGGUUAAAAUCCUUCAGACCACACUGCGGCAAAGCAGAUUCAUCCAUCUCAAACUACCCGAGCAGAUCCACAGAGCGUCAGCGACAAUUAUUGAGCCGACAGGAGAAUCAGACAACCCUUUGAGAUUCACCUCUGGGCUGGUAGUGGCGUUAGACAUCGAUGCUACUCUUGAACACGUACGAGAUCCACAGACAACAGUCAAAGUGCAGGUGCUGUAUCCAGAUGGACAGUGUCACAUAAUCCACCCCAAACCUGGAGAUUUCAGGACCCCAGGACCUGGACGUGUGCGAAUGAUCACGCAGGUUUAUCUCUCUCACUCUGCCUGGACAGAGGCCUGUCAGAUUGAGGUGCGGUUGCUCCUGGCCUACAGCUCCAGCAGCAGUAAACCAUCUGCAUCUAAACCUGCGUGGAACGAGAGUAUGGACGGCCUGCCCACCAGCGAGAGCUGCAUCGAGGGCACAAUCCACCUCAGCAAACCUGUCAAAGUCUUCAUCAUGCCCAAACCAGCUCGCCGCUGACCCGAGGAAUCCAGGCAGUAUAUAUGUGAAAUUAACAGCCAACACAAAAUCAAGUGUUUUCACAAUUAUGUUUUAUCUGAAAUAAAUGUUUUUUUUUUUUUGUUG
Molecule: messenger RNA, 1173 nt
Organism: Sinocyclocheilus rhinocerous
Lineage: Eukaryota; Metazoa; Chordata; Actinopteri; Cypriniformes; Cyprinidae
Product: integrator complex subunit 4-like
Exons: 9
Biological process (GO): snRNA processing
Cellular component (GO): integrator complex
Source: RefSeq, a predicted model, not a curated record